This is a messenger RNA of Suillus subalutaceus, 1947 nucleotides long. RefSeq lists its product as uncharacterized. Lineage: Eukaryota; Fungi; Basidiomycota; Agaricomycetes; Boletales; Suillaceae. The record is from RefSeq and is a predicted model, not a curated record. The coding region runs from base 1 to 1947 and encodes 648 amino acids. The transcript has 14 exons.
AUGAUUUUGCAGUGCUUGCAGCGCAGGCGGGUAGAGGAGCAACUUCAAAGGAAAGAAUAUCAUCUGAAAUCUGGUCGUGCAACAACUAUAGAGACUUUCUCUACCUUCGGGCCCAAGCAAGAUCAAUGGUUGCCCAUCAUCGACGAAGAACCCUGCCAGCCGUUUAGCUGUCGUGCAGACUUUGAGUUUGCCGAACUCGCACACAAUGCUGCCUUGAACAAGGACCACACAGAUGAGCUGUUGCGGCUCAUUUGGAGAAUCACUGAGGGCCACGCAAAACUCACGUUCAAGUCCCACCGCGAUGUUUCUUUGGCCUGGGACAGGGCGGCCUCUCAGAUGACACCUUUCGAGAAGCAUACUAUCACUGCUCGACACAAACGGGAGGACCUCACAUUUGAUGUAUAUACACGCCCAUUGUGGGACUGGGCCUUGGACUUACUACAGGACCCAUUACUGGCACCGCACUUUCCUUGGACUGCAGAUUGCUGGUGGAAUGUACAAUCAUCUUUACCUGAAAACGGCGUCCCUUUUGCCUUCAUAUUGUAUGCAGACAAGAUGCAUCUAAAUACUGAUGGGCUGGGCAGCGGAUGGAUGGUUGGCUGGUUACCAAUAGUACCUGAAUACUCUAAGGAGGAUGGUAAACUGUCUUAUGUGAACCUCAAACAGGUUGUAUGGAACGACGGGUUUCUCAAGCUUCUCGAAACCAUCAUACUCUAUGCCAAGACAGGAUAUGCACAUCUAUGUUCUGACGAUGCACGAUCUUGUGUAGAACUGUGGAAGAAGGACAAAGCGGCUGGAGAAGAAGCAUUAAAAAAACGGGGCUUGCGGCCAGUUAUGAAUGUCUUCUGGCAGAUCCUGAAUUCUAACCCUCACAAAAUGAUCUCGCAGGAUCACCUCCACGUUUAUCAUAUUGGGGAAUGGGGGAAACAUUUAUUUGGUGAGCUCAAACGACAUUCAGCGGCUUUGGGACGCAGUGCCGAGAAGAAGAUUGAUGAUCAGUUUGCUGCCUUCACACGUUGGCGCAAUUUGAAUCAUUUUGAUCGUGUCACCAACAUCACCUAUAGCAAUGAGAGCACAAUCCAAGCAGGAAAAGCGGAGGUUCUGGUGUUUCAGACGCACUUAGAGGACUACAUCGCAAUUAUCGAGGAGACUGAUCCCGACGCAACCAAGAACUGGAACUUUCCCAAGAUGCAUGCCUCAAAGCACAUUUUCGAUGAUAUCAUCACAAAAGGUGCUGCUUGCAACUUCAGCACUCGACCAAACAAAAAGCAGCAUGGGCCGAUCAAGCGCUGGUACCUACGGCAGACCAAUCAUAAGGAUAUCGCUAACCAGAUCCUUGUACUUGACCACAAGAGCUUUGUUGCUGAGUUUAUUCGCAGCCGUAUUGAAUUUUGUGAUGAGGAACAACAUAAACUCACGCUCUCACGGGAAGAACUUGAAGACAACGACACUGACGACGAGCCAUUCAAAGCUCACUUGCAUCUCAGUUUGCCCCUUAGGACCCUCACCAGCCUAGCGCAAGUGGAGGAAGACAACAGGUCAAAUUGUGCCUUUGACCAUUUCAGGAAGAAGCUCGCAACGUUUCUGAAUCACUUCCUGCCCUCCCACAACAUACCAUUACCAGACGGAAUACGGUGGCUGAAACUUUCAGCACAUGACCAAGUUCACGAACAUCACUAUCUCAAAGUCCACUAUGAGUCUGCUGCUACCUGGAAGAUGGCCACUGACUAUCUACGAUGCAGUCCAAGUUUUCAUGGCCACAAGCGUUGUGACUGUGCUCUAAUCCGCACACAGGACAAAGAUGGCCAUGACAAAAACAUUUUUGUCAAGCUAUUAUUUGUGUUCAAGCUUACUGUCGGCAACCACACCUUAGAUCUUGCUUUGGUUCUUCCCGUGGAUGCUUCACCACAUCGGCGCCUCCUAGAUCGAGACCUGCAACUAACUUGA